This is a messenger RNA of Ylistrum balloti, 511 nucleotides long. Its product is annotated as large ribosomal subunit protein P1-like. The transcript has 5 exons. Gene Ontology annotation, biological process: translational elongation; cytoplasmic translation. The coding region runs from base 110 to 448 and encodes 112 amino acids. The record is from RefSeq and is a predicted model, not a curated record. NCBI's taxonomy places the organism in Eukaryota, Metazoa, Mollusca, Bivalvia, Pectinida, Pectinidae. Gene Ontology annotation, cellular component: cytosolic large ribosomal subunit; ribosome. Gene Ontology annotation, molecular function: ribonucleoprotein complex binding; structural constituent of ribosome; protein kinase activator activity.
CAUCAUCGUCUGAAGUAGUACACUGUUCUCAAGAGAGCUAAGGCCAAUCCGGCGACGUGUGCUGUGAAUUUCGGACAUCGAAAGAAAAUAAACUUACCAGAACCUUAAGAUGGCUUCCAAAGAUGAACUUGCAUGUGUAUAUGCCGCCCUUAUCCUCGCUGACGAUCAAGUAGCCAUCACAGAUGACAAACUUUCAACCAUUCUGAAGACUGCCAAGGUGUCAGUUGAACCUUAUUGGCCAGGCCUCUUUGCCAAGGCCCUGGAUGGUGUGAAUGUGCGUGAUCUCAUCACCAACAUUUCAAACUCCGCAGGAUCAGCUCCUGCUGCUGGGGCUGGUGGUGGUGGUGCUGCCCCAGCUGCCGAGGAGAAGAAGGAGGAAAAGAAAGAGGAAAAGAAGGAAGAAUCAGAAGAGUCAGAUGACGAUAUGGGCUUCGGUCUGUUUGACUAAGAAGAUGGAACUUCGGUUUUAUUUUGUACUUUUACUGUUACAUUAAAAUGCAAGAGCCAUCUA